Ochlerotatus camptorhynchus is the source of this 1515-nucleotide messenger RNA. Its product is annotated as juvenile hormone esterase-like. The coding region runs from base 83 to 1435 and encodes 450 amino acids. The record is from RefSeq and is a predicted model, not a curated record. Lineage: Eukaryota; Metazoa; Arthropoda; Insecta; Diptera; Culicidae. The transcript has 3 exons.
GGUUUCUGAAGAUAGCCACAAAUUUCCCGUUUUAGUGUACAUCCAUGGUGGAAGCUAUGCGGUUUGGUCUCCCCAAACGGAUAUGUUUGGAGUGGAUCUGUUGAUGGAGAAUGGUGUCAUGAUCGUUUCCUUCAACUAUCGAUUAUCGGUGCUGGGCUUCCUGCGACAUCCGGAGUUCAAUAUCACCGGAAACUACGGUCUCAAAGACCACCUAGCUGCCCUCCAGUGGGUUCAACGCUAUAUUGAGCACUUUGGAGGCGAUCCGAACAACGUAACCCUGAUGGGUCAAAGCGUGGGAGCCCACUCUGUAACCUAUCACAUGUUCCUGGAGCCCUUCCGGGGUCUAUUCCAUCGAGUGAUAGCAAUGUCCGGAUCACUGCUUGCUCCCUCGGCCAUGAACUACAUUCCGCAGAAGUUCAUCCCAAAAUAUCUGCAAGCGAUCAACGUUACAACAAACGAGCAGCUCAUGAGCGCUGAUUUCAAAGAUCUGUUUGCAAUGAAAUCGUAUAGCAGAAAGUACGACUAUGCCACAGUUAGCCUCCCAAUCUUCUUGCCCAUGGUAGAAGAUGAAGAUCACUCAGAAGCUCUGGUCACAGCGCCAGUUCACGAGCUGAUCCUAACCGAUCCGGUUAACAAAGUUCCACUGAUGGUUGGUAUGACCUCGUUGGAAUUCACAUCCCUGUUCGCGUCUCUGCCAUUUGCAGAAUUCAGUGCUGAGGAAAGUUUUCCCAAUCGACAGAACAGCACUGCCUACCGAAGGGUGAAGGCCAUGAUUGAUGCUGCGGCGAAACUAGCCCGCAAGGUGCAACCCAACGGUGCUGGAAGGCACUUUAGCGGAAAGCUUGCAGAUUUAUCUCACAUGUACUAUCCGGUGAAGAAGGUGAUGAGACAGUUGGUGAAAUCGGGCUCGUACCUUAAGCCGAUCUAUUACUAUCGGUUCGAGUACGAUGGAAAGUUCGGCAAGUAUAAGAACGUGUUCUACAAGAAUCGGGUGGACUUGAGCUACCAAGGGGCAAUGCACGGUGAUGAUCUGGGGUAUCUUUUUUCACCGUACAAUGUGCGUGAAGCAGUGGAUGAUCCGAGUUCGUUUGAAACGGAGUGGAAGGUAGCUAAACGGAAUGUUGGCUAUUUUAGCAAUUUUGUUAAAUUCGGCAAUCCCACACCGGACGAUGGCGAUUGGAAUGGAAUCAGGUGGCCUCCAUACAAUGAGUACAGCUCAGGAUCACAAUUUCUGAACAUCAAUAGUGAAGAUGAAGUGCUAGUUGACGACGAUCGAUCAAACUUUAUCUACCAAAUAUGGAGUAAAGCUCACGACUGUUUGUACUACUACCGCUGUUUGCCAGUUGAGGCAUUGUUGGACAAAAUCAGCCAGCAUUUGAACGGCAAUCAAACAGGUUUUGAUUUGGAUAGUUUAUUCGUUGUUAAUAGUUUAUAGGUGUGUAAAUAUUUUAUUGUAAAUACAAAGAACCACAUGUUAUACGAUUUAUUAAGGUACGAUGCCAUCCUGGUUUUUAG